AACGGUGGGUAGAUGAGUGUGUGAGAGCAGGAAAAGGGGUGUAACCACUGCAGCACUUAUUUUAUUUCAAAACAAAAUAAGACUACCGGUAUUCAUAUAUUAUAUUUGUGAAGGAUAGAAGGGGAGCCAUGGCGAAGCGGCAGGACACAAAUAAAUUAUUUGAGAAUCUCUCUGGCGCCGGGAAAUCCAUCGGCGUUCUGACAAGCGGAGGAGAUGCCCAAGGUAUGAAUGCUGCUGUCCGGGCUGUGGUCCGCAUGGGUAUUUAUGUGGGAGCUAAAGUCUAUUUCAUACAUGAGGGUUACCAGGGUAUGGUAGACGGUGGAGAUAACAUUGAAGAGGCAUCAUGGGAAAGUGUCUCCAGCAUGUUACAAGUGGGUGGCACAGUCAUUGGCAGUGCCCGCUGCAAGGAGUUCCGCAGCCAUGAGGGGCGUCUAAAGGCUGCCCACCACCUGGUUCAGCGUGGCAUCACUAACCUGUGUGUGAUCGGAGGGGACGGUAGCCUCACGGGGGCCAACCUCUUCAGAGAGGAGUGGACCGGACUACUGGAGGAACUGGUCCAACAGAGUCUGAUUGAGGAGGAGGCUGCCCAGAACAACUCAGAGCUGCACAUCGUGGGAAUGGUGGGCUCCAUCGACAACGACUUCUGUGGCACUGACAUGACCAUCGGGACAGACUCUGCCCUGCACAGAAUCAUAGAGGUGGUGGACGCCAUCAUGACUACUGCACAGAGCCACCAGAGGACGUUUGUGCUGGAGGUCAUGGGAAGGCAUUGUGGGUACCUGGCUCUAGUCAGUGCUCUGGCCUGUGGGGCAGACUGGGUCCUGAUCCCUGAGAUGCCCCCUGAGGACGGGUGGGAGGAACGGAUGUGUCAGAAACUGUCUGAGAACCGAUCCAGGGGUUCAAGGCUGAAUAUAAUCAUAGUUGCUGAAGGAGCCAUUGACAGACAAGGAAAGGCUAUUACUGUUGAUAAUGUCAAGGAUCUGGUUGUUAGCAGUCUGGGCUUUGACACCCGAGUCACCAUCCUGGGUCACGUCCAGAGAGGAGGAACCCCCUCUGCCUUCGACAGGAUCCUAGCCAGUCGUAUGGGAGUGGAGGCCGUCCUGGCCCUGCUGGAGGCGUCAGACAGUACCCCGGCCUGUGUGGUGUCUCUGUGUGGGAACCAGGCUGUCCGUCUGCCCCUCAUGGAGUGUGUUCAGAUGACACAAGACGUCCAGAAAGCCAUGGACGAGAAGAAUUUUGAGGAAGCCGUGAGACUGCGUGGCAGGAGUUUCGAAAACAACCUGAACACCUACAAACUCCUCUCUUACCACAAAGCAGACUCUGAACUUCGAAAUAGCUCCUUCAACGUGGCUGUGUUGAACGUGGGCGCCCCCGCCGCGGGCAUGAACGCAGCUGUCCGCUCGGCGGUCAGGGUGGGCAUCACCGAGGGGCACAAGAUGUUUGCCGUUAAUGACGGCUUCGAGGGAUUCUACAAGGGACAGAUAAAGGAGAUUAAAUGGGGAGAUGUAGCAGGUUGGACCGGCCAAGGGGGGUCCAUACUGGGAACAAAGAGAACCCUUCCAGCGAAGCAUUUUGAUAAGAUUGCUGAACAAAUCAGGAUACAUAACAUCAAUGCUUUGCUUGUUAUCGGUGGAUUUGAGGCGUUUGAGUGUCUGCUGCAGCUCUAUGAGGCCCGGACCAGCCAUGAGGACUUUUGCAUCCCGAUGUGUAUGCUGCCUGCCACCAUUAGUAACAAUGUGCCCGGUACUGAUCUGAGUAUUGGGGCAGACACUUCCCUCAAUGCCAUUGUGGAGACAUGUGACCGCAUCAAGCAGUCUGCCAGUGGGACUAAGCGGCGUGUGUUCAUCAUUGAGACCAUGGGGGGGUACUGUGGGUACCUGGCCAGUGUCGGGGGGCUGGCUGCGGGGGCUGACACUGUCUACAUCUAUGAGGAACCCUUCGACAUCAGAGACCUCCAGUCCAACGUCGAGCACUUGACAGAGAAGAUGAAGACGGGGAUCCAGAGAGGCUUGGUGCUGAGGAAUGAGAACUCCAACGAGAACUUCACCACAGAUUUCAUCAACCAACUGUACUCUGAGGAGGGGAAAGGAGUGUUUGACUGCAGGAAGAACGUGCUUGGACAUAUGCAGCAGGGAGGCGCUCCUUCUCCAUUUGACAGGAACUUUGGAACGAAGAUUGCAGCAAAAGCAAUUCAGUGGAUUUCAAGAAAGCUAAAGGAGUCCUAUAAAGACGGGAAAGUGUUUGCUAACACAGAGGACACGGCCUGUUUGCUGGGGAUGCGUCGCAGAACCAUGGCCUUCCAACCAGUGGUGCAUCUGAAAGAUGAGACAGACUUUGCCCACAGGAUCCCUAAGGAACAGUGGUGGUUGAAGCUUCAUCCCCUGAUGAAGAUCCUGGCUAAGUACAAGACCAGCUACGAUGUGUCUGACUCUGGCCAGAUGGAGCCAGUGACCCGGGUCAGGCCCAAGAAGGCGGACUAGAUAGGCUAGUCUGUAGAGAGGGCUGGGCUGCUCUGAGCUGAUCCAUUCAGUGUAACUUAGCCUUUAUCAUGGUAACUCUUACCAGCACUUUUCACUCCGUCCCAUACACAUGUCCCCUCAGAAACUCCACCCAUCUACCGAAGUAUGCACUUGCGCACUUUUUCUAUGGAUUUUACAAUGGUGGAAACUGCUUCCAGCCAACACUUAUGCUUUUAAAUUCAUGACGGGGAGUGUGCAAGUGCACACUUCUGGAAAAGGGUGGAGAAUCAGGAUGUAGCUUGAUUCUACUCCCAUAGGUUCUUCUUCCCUCUCCGUCUUCUUCUAAAGGGAGAGCUGACUGUAUCUCCUUUCACCUACUGUAGGUCUAUUCCAGUGUGUAUUAUGUUGUGUUGUUACGCUAUACUUGCACUUUGUAUCAAACCUGGGCUAUGUGUGGCACUUAAAGGGAUAGUUCACCCAAAUAAAAAUAUAUCACAUAGGUUUCCUUACCCUGUAAGCAGUUUGUGGCACUUAAGAGUAGGGGCUGUAUUCAAUCCGUGUCGCAGAAAUUCAGCGUUACAGCGUGAUUGAAAUGCAAUGUUCCCGCGUUAGCUGCAGAUGACUGCUCAAUAGGAAAUUACCUUUACAUUUCUAGCGUGCUAUCUGUAACGCUUCAGCGAUACAGAUUGAAUAGAGCCCUAGGUCAUGUUUGUUCUGCUGCUGUAUUCUGUUGCUUUGUUGAGGAUGAUGCGUUUGUGAAACCCAUUAUUAUGAGUCCCCUGUAGCUCAGUUGGUAGAGCAUGGCGGUUGCAACGCCAGGGUUGUGGGUUUCCCACGGGGGGCCAGUAUGAAAAUCUAUGCACUAACUGUAAGUCGCUCUGGAUAAGAGCGUCUGCUAAAUGACUAAAAUGUAAUGUCAAAUGUAAUUAUGCAAUAUAACCUUGUUUUAAUGUGUUGACACUCA
Messenger RNA from Coregonus clupeaformis (lake whitefish), 3423 nucleotides. Its product is annotated as ATP-dependent 6-phosphofructokinase, platelet type. The record is from RefSeq and is a predicted model, not a curated record. Gene Ontology annotation, cellular component: 6-phosphofructokinase complex; cytoplasm; membrane. Gene Ontology annotation, biological process: fructose 1,6-bisphosphate metabolic process; canonical glycolysis; fructose 6-phosphate metabolic process. The coding region runs from base 129 to 2480 and encodes 783 amino acids. Gene Ontology annotation, molecular function: monosaccharide binding; AMP binding; fructose-6-phosphate binding. The transcript has 22 exons. NCBI's taxonomy places the organism in Eukaryota, Metazoa, Chordata, Actinopteri, Salmoniformes, Salmonidae.